Messenger RNA from Haliotis rubra (blacklip abalone), 3248 nucleotides. Its product is annotated as 5' exonuclease Apollo-like. The record is from RefSeq and is a predicted model, not a curated record. Gene Ontology annotation, molecular function: damaged DNA binding; 5'-3' DNA exonuclease activity. Lineage: Eukaryota; Metazoa; Mollusca; Gastropoda; Lepetellida; Haliotidae. Gene Ontology annotation, biological process: double-strand break repair via nonhomologous end joining; protection from non-homologous end joining at telomere; interstrand cross-link repair.
GGGGAGAUAACCAAUUUAACACCAAGAGCGCGUAAAUCAAGCUGUUCCCAUUCAAAAUGUUGCUACAACUGUUACGACUUGUUGCUGUAUUUGCCUCCAAUGAAAGACUGGAGGUGGGACAAGGUGAAUGAUACCAUGGUGAAUAUAAUGACCAGUCACAAUGAAUGGCUGUAUCAUCCCCGGGACUGACAUUGCAGUAGACUUUUGGAAGAUUAGGAAAGAACCCACCUCUCAUCUGACAUUUUUCCUCACCCAUCUCCACGGUGACCAUAUUGUAGGUUUGACAUCCUCAUGGUCUCGUCCAAUCUACUGCACAGAGGUCACUGCUCAACUGCUAGGGAAACGGCAUGGCCUUCAACCCAAGUACCUCAGACCUCUGGAGGUGGGAGAAUGUCACAUGAUCACAACCAGUGGGAAAAUGGAGACUAUUUGUGUGACAGUCAUCGAUGCCAACCACUGCCCUGGUGCGGCCAUGUUUUUGUUUGAGGGAACUUUUGGCAAGAUCCUACACACAGGGGAUUUCAGAUACCACCCUACCAUGUUUUGCAAACCAAGCCCCCUGUUUCCUCACAUUGAAAGUGUUGAUGUCCUGUACAUAGACAACACCUUCUGCAGCCCUGAAUGCCUGUUUCUCCGGGAAGAAGCUCGAGAGCAGAUCCUGGACAUCAUCAGACAACAUCCGGAAUAUGACAUCAUCAUCGGGGUGAGGAAGCUGGGCAAGGAGGAGCUUCUGGUGUGGCUAGCAGAACAACUCAAGGAAUGGAUCUCCGUCAGUGGAGAUAUGUUUGUUCUAGCAGAAAUCCUGAACCUACCAAGAGUGUUCCGGACUCAGGAUCCAUCCUGCAGGAUCAGGACUGUACCUUUCCAGAUGCUGAACAUGCAGAAGUGGAAUGCCACCAAACAGACCAUUGCAAUUCUGCCAACUUCUAUCUACACUGGCAUAGGUGCACAACCGUACGUGAAUCAAGACAAUGUCUUUGUUGUGCCCUAUUCUGACCACAGUUCCUAUAGAGAGCUUGUUGAGUUUGUAUCCAAGUUGAAACCUGCUUCAGUGGUGCCAAUCGUUCAUGGAGAUUCUAAAGGACCUUUCAAUGUUUCUUUGCAAUCUAGAGCAGAUAUGUCUGUAUUUGAUAAAUAUUGUCAAGCACAGUGUAACCAAAGGAGUUCUAUAAUGAGAGAAGUUCAUGUUGAAUGAGCUAGCUGAUGUUGAUCUCCAUCAUCAGGCAAGAAAACCAAGGCUAAAGAAACUAAGGUCAAAUCCUCGUUUUAAGAAGAGCACACCACGGGGUGUAGAGUUUGAGUCAUUAGAUCUAGAAGUAUCGGAUUGUACAACUGGAACCGGUGCAUCUGCUUCAGAGGUGUGGAACAAAACAUCCAACAAACACAAUGAUGUUGAGGAUGUGACAAAAGAAACCUUUAGUCCGAAGAAAGAUAAAUCAGGUAUUAGUGAUACUGAUGGUGAAGGGUUUUGCAAUGAAGAUGUUUGUUCAAUGAAUGAAGUUCCAGGGUCACAAGGAUUUGAAGCUUGUCAUGUUAUGUACCUACAACAUAUGAAGGGGAGGUCUAAACAGGGAGGAUGCAAGCAAGAGCUGGAUGAAGGUCCUCCUUUUGCUUGUCAAGGAGUGAGAUGCACUGUUGAUGAGACAAAUAAUAACAAAGGAGUUGAUGUACAUGAAGAAAACUGCACAGAGCUGCAGAAGGCUAAACCUUCAUCAGGAUGUGGGACACUAAGUAGUGGUGAUGUUAUGGAGUGCUUUGCAUCUGAGCGUGACUUUGAUGAAGCUGGGGAGGAUGACCAUCAUGAUGGCAAAUCUUUUGGUCAUACAGACCUGAUUGAGAGGGAUCUUCAUGUAGGUCUUGAUAGGGAUGCAGAAGUUGUAUUCCAGAAUGACUUGCAUGACAGUGAGCGUGACCUUUUCAAAAAUGAGUGUGACUCACAUGAGGGUCAGGAUGACCUAUGUAAAGAUGAUCGCAACUCACAUGAACGUGAUAGUGACCGACGUAAAGAUGUGGGUAUAAAUGACUCUGAUCAGGAUGGGAUUGACCAUCAUAAAGAUGUGGCUGGGAGUGACUGUGAUGAAGCUGAGCGUGAUGUCAUGUCUGUGUCGGAGUCUUCGCCAGAUUGUAAAUCAGCACACUCUGGUGAUGCUUCUGGAGAGCAGAGUGAAAGUCAAGAUGACUCCACCCCACACCAAGAACAUGCAUCGUCAGUGGGCACUUACAAGGACGCAAAUCCAUCAGUGUUGUCACUGGCUGGACAUCUGUCCUCAGGGAAGACUUCCAAAACGACAUCACAUUCUGAAUGCACGUCGACAGUGAGUGUGAAGAAGAGACAAAGAUGUGUCUACAGUUUCAAAAGAAAACGUUCUUUCUGUCCCACUUCUGAUGAUGAGGUGAGAGACAGGGAGGAGGAAGUACGUGAGGAUCAGAUUAAAACUGUUUCCUCACCCCUCUCAAAAAGACAAAGAUGUAACUCUAGCAGUGAUACUGAUAGGUCCUUUUCGAUGGAUCUCCAGUUGAGUUUGUCAGUGAAACGUGUGUUUGGUCACCCCUGUGAUACUGUAGCUCAGUCAAAAUACAAUACCGUUUUAUGUAUACAGAAGUGGUUGGAUCGUCACAGCUCACAGGGUGAUGAGCAAUGAACCCUGCAACCUAUAUUACCUGUUUUGAUGUGAUUGAGGCCAUAGUGCAAUUUCAGGGGUUUUCAGUACCUGCACUAGGUGCAACCUGUGUAACACCUCCUUAGCUCUUGCGACAACAUAAGGCAGCCAUUUUUAAUUAUCACCAGUGCAGCUUGCAAAUAGCAAAAUUGCUCCCUGAAGGGUCAAUGUAGAGUAUUAACUGAGUCAUGUGGAGAUGUCAUAGUGAACUGGACUGGACCCAAGACAUGUUAUCUUGUCUCAGUCAGUACUCAUGCACUCAGGGAUGGUGGGGUAGCCCAGUGGUUAAUGUGUUUGCUCGUCACACCAAAGACCCGGGUUCGAUUCCCCACAUGCCCCCGCCGUGAUAUUGCGGGAAUAUUGCUUAAAGCAGUGUGAAGCUGAACUCAUUUAAUGCCCUCAGCCAGUGGUUUACUGAUAUGAAUCUAUACAGGUAAUGGCUGUAAAACUUACUGUAGCAUAAAUCAAUAUGCAUGUAUUCACUCUCUCUCAGGUUUCAAUAACAAACAAGAAAAGUUUAGACAUUAUACAACAAACAAAUGAUGCUGUUUCCAAUUUACAUAACAAAAUAAAAAGACUUUUAAUACC